UCCAUCUGGCAGCAGGUUGCAAAUGGCAGCUCUCUAUUUUUCUUGAGAAUAUGUUUUGAGAAAUCUAAGGUUACUAAAUCAAUCCAUAGGAGAUGAGACUGCCAAGUUUGAAAAGGGCAGGAGCAAUCCUUGGCCUCACAUCAAUAAAAGAGAAAAUAUCUCAUAGGGGCUGAGGGAAGGUGGAGGAGAUCCAUAGUUUAAAAAAAACAAAAACAACUCCACUGAACUCAGAAACUGUAUAAGAACAAAGAAGCUGAGAAGUGAAGUGCAGCCACCAUUGGGAAAGACUCAGUUCUGACAGAGAGACAAUUUUAUUUCCUACCAAAAUGAAGCUGCUGCUGCUGCUGCUGCUGGGUUUGGAGCUGACUCUAGUCUGUGUCCACACAGAAGGACAAACGAGUGCCAUCGGAAAGAACUUUAAUCCAGAAAAGAUUGAGGGAGAAUGGUAUUCUGUUGGCUUGGCCUCUGACAAAAGAGAAAUAAUAGAAGAACAUGGUAGCAUGAGAGUUUUUGUGGAGCACAUCCAUGUCUUCAAGAAUUCGUCCUUAGCCUUUCAAUACCAUACUAUUAUAAAUGGAGAGUGCACCGAGCUGUAUUUAGUUUGUGACAAAACAGAAAAGGAUGGUGAAUAUUAUGUCAAAUAUGAUGGAGACAAUAUCUUUAAGGUACUUGCUGCAGACUAUGAUGAUUAUAUUAUACUUCAUCUCAGAAAUAUCAACAACGGGGAAACGUUCAAGCUGAUGGAGCUCUAUGGCCGGAAACCAGAGUUGAGUUCAAACAUCAAGGGAAAGUUUGUGGAUCUAUGCAAGAAGCAUGGAAUUGUUGAGGAAAAUAUAUUGGACCUAACUGGGUGGUACCUGAUACAUGAAUGUGUUCUUGUUCCCACCCUGCAGAUCGCUGUAUCCAGGCCCGAGAUGGAGGGGAGGCUUGAGCCUCCAGGUGGGUAAUUUUCAGGUGAGAGUGAA
Myodes glareolus (Bank vole) is the source of this 965-nucleotide messenger RNA. Lineage: Eukaryota; Metazoa; Chordata; Mammalia; Rodentia; Cricetidae. The record is from RefSeq and is a predicted model, not a curated record.